This is a messenger RNA of Cylicostephanus goldi, 243 nucleotides long. NCBI's taxonomy places the organism in Eukaryota, Metazoa, Nematoda, Chromadorea, Rhabditida, Strongylidae. The record is from the annotation of a GenBank genome assembly.
CUGAGAAUAUUUCUAAGCAAAAUUAUUUUUAGUGCUUGCUCGUCACCUCGCCUAACCAGACAUGGAAGUGUCGUAUCCAUUGGCGAAACCCAGCCGGAUGAAGCGACUUUACACCGUCUGAAGCUGCUCACAGCUCUCAAAAAAGAGGUCAAAGUGAUUAUGGAAGAGGCUGUGACGAAGCGGCAAAUCGACAUCAAUUCACCCUAUGUCACAUCCUUAUGCGGUAUGUGCUAUGUGCUUUAG